CACUGGGAACACUGGGCUGAUCUGUCGGCCAGCUCGUGUCUGGAGGUGUGGAAACCGAGCAGAUUUUCACAUUUUGACCGCAUUUGCCGAGCAGCAAGGGGGUCAAGGUGUGAUCCAUGGAUCUCUCAAGAAGACUGGAUUAACUAGAAGGUUUGACUUCCUCCAGCAGUGAGACACUUUGGCCCUCUCAGAGCUCUUUGUUUCGACCAAUCAGAGAGCUUCUCCUCCCCGCUCUGCCCUUCCUCCGACCCUCUGCUGCGUCUCCCUGAGCCGACAUCAUGGGGACGGUCCUGUCUCUGUCCCCCAGCUACCGUAAGGCGGUGCUGUUUGAGGACGGCCCGGCCACCGUGGGCCACUACACCGCCGUCCAGAACAGCAAGAACGCCAAGGACGCUGCCGCGGCGGCUGGGAAAUCCCUCAAACGCCCCUCUAUUAUCAGCGUGUUGCCAUGGAAACGCAUCGUGGCCGUAUCAGCCAAGAGGAAGGGCUCCAAGAAGCUGCAGGCGGACGGCGGAGACGGCGGGAAAGGCAGCUCUCCGGACGGCCACGCCACCGCCGCCACCGCCACCUCGGCCUCCAACAGCCUGAAGCUGAAGAAGUCUCAGUCCUGUGCUAACCUGUCCUCGUUCUCCAGCCAGGACCCCUCGGCCGCCGCCACCACUACCUCCUCACACCUGCCCGUCUCCAAGACCCUGGCUAACGUAGCUACUGUCGCUGCCAAAAAGAAUUCCCUCACAGGCUCCGGGAUCCAGCCAGCCACCGCAACCGGCACGCCAAAACGUGUCAUCGUCCAGGCCUCCACCAGCGAGCUGAUGCGUAGCCUGGGAGAGUUCCUGUGCCGUCGCUGCUACAGACUGAAGCGUCUCUCUCCAACAGAUCCGGUUCUGUGGCUGCGCAGCGUGGACCGGUCCCUGCUCCUGCAGGGCUGGCAGGACCAGGGCUUCAUCACCCCGGCCAACGUGGUCUUCCUCUACAUGCUGUGCCGGGACGUGGUCUCCUCCGAGGUGGCGUCGGAGCGCGAGCUGCAGGCCUCGCUGCUCACCUGCCUCUACCUGUCCUACUCCUACAUGGGCAACGAGAUCUCCUACCCGCUGAAGCCCUUCCUGGUGGAGGCGGAGAAGGAGGCCUUCUGGGACCGCUGCCUGGAGAUCAUCAACCGCAUGAGCGGCAAGAUGCUCCAGAUCAACACCGACCCGCACUUCUUCACCCAGGUGUUCGCCGACCUGAAGAACGAGAGCAAGAAAGAGGAGGAGAAGACCAAACUCCUCAUAGGCCUCGACCGAUAAGAGGGAGCUGGGAGGG
Molecule: messenger RNA, 1302 nt
Organism: Centropristis striata (black sea bass)
Lineage: Eukaryota; Metazoa; Chordata; Actinopteri; Perciformes; Serranidae
Product: cyclin-dependent kinase 5 activator 1-like
Exons: 3
Coding region: 279-1286 (335 amino acids)
Biological process (GO): positive regulation of cyclin-dependent protein serine/threonine kinase activity; brain development; activation of protein kinase activity
Cellular component (GO): cytoplasm; protein kinase 5 complex
Molecular function (GO): cyclin-dependent protein serine/threonine kinase activator activity; protein kinase binding
Source: RefSeq, a predicted model, not a curated record